CCUCUCUCCAAGAUGACCACUAGCGCACAAGGAUCGGGCUCACUGGAUAAUCUUCACUUGGCACCGCUUCGUACGUUAAGUGAUUUCCUGCUGGAAUCGGCCCGUUUCCAGCUUCCCAACUUCCAAGACUGGGAAAAGUGGGGCAACCGGGUGGUGAACAAUCUGUUGUACUAUCAAACCAACUACUUCCUGAUGAGUGCGGCCGUCUUUCUGCUCGUUGGGUUGAUUCACCCGAUGAAGGUGUUGCUUGGAUUGUCGAUCAUUGGGGUGUUGGUGUACGUGUUUGUACGGUUCUUUGCCCAGGACGCACGCCGGUCUGUCGGUGCUGAUCCAAACCAGCAACCGAACAAGUGGACCGUACUCGGUGGAACUAUUGUCGGCAGCUAUCUGGUACUGUACCUGUUCGAUUCUGUGCUGAUUGUUGCAUUUGCCAUACUGCUUCCAUUUUCGCUAACCUUCGUGCAUGCAUCGUUGCGGUUGAGGAACAUCAAGAACAAAAUCACCAAUGCAGUGGAAAUUGUUGGUGUAAAGCAAUCGCCCAUGGGACAAUUUCUGGAGGCAAUGGGCUUGAUGCCAACAGCAUUUUAA
Molecule: messenger RNA, 588 nt
Organism: Anopheles maculipalpis
Lineage: Eukaryota; Metazoa; Arthropoda; Insecta; Diptera; Culicidae
Product: PRA1 family protein 3
Exons: 2
Coding region: 13-588 (191 amino acids)
Cellular component (GO): membrane
Source: RefSeq, a predicted model, not a curated record